Molecule: messenger RNA, 927 nt
Organism: Rattus norvegicus (Norway rat)
Lineage: Eukaryota; Metazoa; Chordata; Mammalia; Rodentia; Muridae
Gene: Or5w8
Product: olfactory receptor family 5 subfamily W member 8
Exons: 1
Coding region: 1-927 (308 amino acids)
Biological process (GO): signal transduction; G protein-coupled receptor signaling pathway; detection of chemical stimulus involved in sensory perception of smell
Cellular component (GO): plasma membrane; membrane
Molecular function (GO): olfactory receptor activity; G protein-coupled receptor activity
Source: RefSeq, marked reviewed
AUGGAUAGGGGAAACUGCUCAUCCGUGGAUGAAUUUAUUUUCUUAGGGAUUACUAAUAACCCUGGCAAAAAUGUGGCCCUGUUCACCACAUUUCUAUUUGUUUAUCUCACUACUCUUCUUGCCAAUCUUGGAAUGAUCAUCUUAAUUAGAAUGGAUACUCAACUCCACACGCCCAUGUACUUUUUUCUCAGCAAUCUCUCAUUUUGUGACUUUUGCUAUUCCACAGCAAUUGGACCCAAGAUGCUGGUAGAUCUCUUAGCUGCGGAAAAAUCAAUUCCUUUUGUUGGAUGUGCUCUGCAGUUUUUGAUCUUCUGUGUCUUUGCAGAUUCUGAAUGUCUACUGCUAGCAGUGAUGGCCUUUGAUAGAUACCAGGCCAUCAGUAACCCAUUGCUCUACACAGUGAAGAUGUCCAACACGGUGUGUUCCAUGCUCAUGGUUGGGGUUUACUUGGUGGCAACAACAGAUGGUUUGGUACACACAACCUUGGCAUUCCGUUUAUGUUUCUGUGGUUCUAAUGAGAUCAACCACUUCUUUUGUGAUUUACCUCCACUUUACCUGCUCUCCUGCUCUGACAUACAAGUCAAUGAACUGGCCUUAUUUAUUGUUUUUGGUUUCAUUGAACUGAGCACCAUCUCAGGAGUUCUUGUCUCUUACUGCUACAUUAUUUUAUCAGUCCUGAACAUCCGUUCUGCCGAGGGGAGGUUCAAAGCUUUCUCCACCUGCACUUCCCAUCUCACCACAGUUGCCAUUUUCCAGGGAACUAUGCUUUUCAUGUAUUUUCGGCCAAGUUCUUCUUAUUCUCUGGAUCAAGAUAAAAUGACUUCACUGUUCUACACUCUUGUGAUUCCAAUGCUGAACCCUCUGAUUUAUAGCCUGAGGAACAAGGAUGUGAAGGAGGCCCUGAAAAAACUGAAAAUGAAAAUGUAG